Schistocerca piceifrons (Central American locust) is the source of this 7383-nucleotide messenger RNA. RefSeq lists its product as uncharacterized. The coding region runs from base 94 to 7383 and encodes 2429 amino acids. Lineage: Eukaryota; Metazoa; Arthropoda; Insecta; Orthoptera; Acrididae. The transcript is spliced from 4 exons. The record is from RefSeq and is a predicted model, not a curated record.
UGGAAUGUGCAGUGUAUGUAUACAGUGUUCAAAUGUUGGAGUGGAUAGAAUUACAAUAAAUGCGAAGAAAGCAAAUAUACGUCGAAUUUGAAAAUGCCUGAAAGUAUUGCUGAUGAGGAAGACGACGAGAUCUACAAAAACUUACCAGAUUUCAAAUACGAUGACACGCUGAAAAAGCUUGAAAAUGCCAAUAAAGAAUUACAAGAUCGUAUUCGACAUCUAGAGAAGCAGUGGCAUGAAACAGCAGAAGAAAAUUUGAAAUUGAAAGAAGAGAAUCGCCAGUUACACGAAAAUAUUUCAUCUCUGCUCAAGACCGCCAAUAACGAAUUAAAGCGCAAGGAUCGAGUUAUUGAAGAACUCAGGAAAGAGAACAACCAGUUGAUUUUUCGACGCAAGAAAAUAUCACACAAAACAGAAGUAGAAUGCCAACAACACACUGAUGACACCAGAGUACAUCAGAAGCAGGAAUUGGCACACAAUUAUUCCAAUGUUCAGUGGCAUGAAGAAGGAUUACAUUUGAUUUCUGGCACAAGUAACAGGGUUACAGAUAUUGCUGAAGAUGCACGUGAUAUACUAAAAGCAGACAACAAUCUGCCUGACACUAACACUUGUUCAUCAAGCGUCAAUAAUGAAUUAAAUGAUGUGAGUAGUUUAGAAGGAGACUCCUCUGCCUCUUCAGAUAUCCUUCCUGUGGACUCAAUUCAAGACGAUUAUAGUACUUGGAAGGCUCGGAAGAAUGUGGUUGAGACUGUGUUCAGUGCACGAAUGAGAAAGCGACUGAAUGCUUCCACAGAAAAGAAUAAGAAAGAAAUAUUUGAUUCUACCAAUAACAAACAGUUACGUGUCUCAGGAAGUCAUGAUGAAAAGAUAAAUAGCAAUAAAGUGGAGAAUCACCCAAAUGAUGAUACAGUUAGGCAUAGUAAUCUUCAAGAACUUGAGGCCACAGAAACUGUGAAAGGAGCAGCUCAAAACAAAAAAAAAUCUAUUAAAGCAGGUAGUGUAGUUGAUGAAUUAGAAUCAAAUCCUUCUGGAUCUGUAGAAUUUCAUUCUGUGGAUGCAGAACAAGACCAUCAUUGUAGCACAAACAUUCAGAAGAAUGUGGUUGAGACUGUGUUCAGUGCACGAAUGAGAAAGCGGUUGAAUGCUUCGACAGAAAACAAUAAGAAAGAAAUAUAUGCUUCCACCAAUAAUAAACUGGUAUGUGUCUCAGGGAGUCAUGCUGAAAAGAUAAAUUGCAGUAAAGAUGAGAAACACCCAAAUAAUGAAAUAGCUAAGCACAAUAAUCUUCAAGAAUUCGAUGCCACAGAAACUGUGAAAGAACCUACUCAAAAUGAAGAACAAUCUGUUAAUGCAGGUAAUGUAGUUGGUGAAAUAGGAUCAAAUUCCUCUGGCUCUCUAGAAUUCGAUUCUGUGGAUUCAAAACUAGACCAUCAUUGUAGCACAAACAUUCAGAAGAAUGUGGUUAAGGCUGUUUCCAGUGAACAAAUGAGAAAGCAACUGAAUACUUCUGCGGAGAAAGUUGGUAAAGAAAUAGUUGUCUGCACAGGUACUAAACAGUCAUAUGAUUCCACAAUUGAUGAGGCCAAAAUAAGUAACAGUAAGGAGGAGAGACAGACUAAAAAUGACACAGCUGGACUUAAUACUCUUCAGAAGUUCGAGACCACAGAAUCUGAGAAAGCAGAAACACAAAAUGAAAGAAAAUCUGUGAAUUCUGGUAAUGUGAUUGAUGAAUUAGAAUUCCAUUCUGUGGAGGCAAAACAAGGUCAUCAUUGUACCACAGAUGUACAGAAUAAUGUGAUUGAGGCCGUUUUCAGUGAACAAAGGAAAAACCAAUUGCAUGUUUCUGCAGAAAAAAAUGAUAAAGAAAUACCAGCCUGCACAGGUACUGAGCAGUCAUAUGACUCUAGAAUUGGUGAGAUGAAGAUAAAUAGCAGUAAAGAGGAGAGAGACAUAAAUAAUGAAAUAGCUAGGCAUAAUACUCUUCAAGAGCUUGAGGCCUCAGAUGUUGUGAAAGAAGCAACCCAAAGUGAAAGAAAAUCUGUUAAUGCAGGAAAUAUAAUUGGUGAAUUAGGAUCAAAGUCUUUCCAAUCUGAGGAACUCCAUUCUGAGGAUGCCGAGCAAGAUCAUAAUUCUACCACAAAAGUUCAGAAGAAUGUGUUUGGGACUGUUUUCACUGAACAAGUGAGAAAGCAAUUGAACACUUCUACAGAGAAAGAUGAUAAAGACAUAUUUGUCUAUACAGGUACUAAACAGUCAUGUGCCUCUAAAAUUGAUGAGAUUAAGAUAAAUAGCAGUAAAGAGGAGAGAGAAACAGAUGAGACAUCUAGGCAUAAUGCUUGUCAGGUGCUUGGGGCCAAGGAAAUGGAGGUAGUAGCAACUCAAAAAGAAAGAGAGACUGUUAACGCAAGUAAUAUAAUUGGUAAACUAGAAUCAGAUUCCUCUGGAGCUAUAGAAUUACAUCUUGUGGAUGCAAAGCAAGACUAUUAUUGUACCACAAAUGGUCAGAAGAAUGUGGCCGAGACUGUGUUUAGUACACAAUUGAGGAAGCAGUUCAGUGCUUCCAUUGAGGUAGAAUGUAAUGAUAUUCUUGUCUAUACUGGUGCUAAACAGCCAUGUGACUCUCGGAAUUGUAAUGUGAAGGUAAACAGCAGUAAAAAAGAAAGAGAUGAAAAUAAUGAUUCAAGUGUGCAUAAUACUCAUAAAAAACUUGAGCACAUUGAAAAUUUGAAGGAAGUGUCUCAUAAUGAAAGAACUUUUCUUAAUGCAGAUAGUGUGUCUCGGGAAUUAAGUUCCUAUCAGUCUGUAGAAUUCCAAUUUGCGGGUGCAAAACAGGACCAUAAUUGUACCCCAGAGGUUCAAUAUGAAGGGACUGAGACGGUGCCCAUUAUGCAAUUGAAAAAGCAUUUAAAUGCAUCCAAAGAGAAGGAUGAUCAAGAAACACUUGCUUAUGCACGUACUAAACAACCAGAUGCCUCUGGAAGUCACGAUGACAACAUUAUCGUCAAUGAGGGGGAAGGAGACAUAAAUGAUGCUACAGAUAAGCUUGAGACUGUUCAGAAGUUUGAGAAUACCACGGAUGUGAAAGAAGUAGCUCUAAAUGAAAGAAAAUUUGCUGAUGCAAUUAAUAUUCUAGAAGAAACAUCAUUUGGCAGUCCAGAUCUUGAUAAUGGUAGUAAAGAUUCAAGACCUGAACAUGUUAAUGCAAGAACUUCUCCUAAUGAACAGUGUAGUUACAGUUUUCAUUCUAAAAAAUACCAUUCUCAUGUAUCAGAUAUUGGAUCUCACAACCCUGCCAUUCAAAAUUGCCAUAGAUCAAGCUCUCAAAGCUCUUCUACAAAAAGUUCAUCAGUUGAUUCCUGUGUGAUACAGUCAGAAGAACGCGAAAAUGCACAGAAGUCUUCACUGAGAGAGAGUACAAAACACGCAAAACAGGAUGUAAAAACAAAUUAUCAUAUUAGAGCGAAACAAACGGAACUUAGGCCUAAGACAUCUCCCAGUGUAAGAGUUGCAAACAGUGUAAAAUCAAAGUAUUCACGAUCAAGAUCGAAAACUCCAUUUGACAGCUCACGUUUCAAAAUUCCAAAACUAUCAUCAAAGCAGAAGGUGCGUGUUGAGAGAUCUUCUGUGUUAGAGCAAAUUGACAGUGAGUCUGACAGUGCGCGAACAAGGUACUCCAGACAAUAUUCAGCCCAUAAUAGCCAUAAAUCUUAUACAUCUUACAGUAGCCAUUCACGUGUGAGACAAUCAUUUAGAGAUAGUCAGCAUUACACAGACCAUCGAAAAUAUAAGCAUCGUGACUCUUCACCUGUUCGAGGGCGGUCCUCAUCUCGUUCCAGGCACGAAAGGAGGCAUGGCAGUGCAAAAUUUCGUGAUAAAGACAAGAGGCAUAUUGCAACUAGACACCAAAAUGUAUCUAAAAGGUCUGAUUCAACUAGAAUGGAAACUGCUAAUGAUUUGUUGAAAAAGAAAAUGUACAUUGUAGAGGCAGAAAAAGUUAUACACAAUCAGAAGCAGUCUCGAAAUGUAGAUUUCUCAUUGGACGAUUACAGAAGAGAGAUAGUCACUGGCAAAAGUGGCACAACCAGUUCUAUUCUGGGAGAUGAUAAACAUUGUAAACACUCUCAGAUGAUACCUGAAUAUCGGAAAGUGACAGCUGAAAAUUAUAAUGAAAGGAAAACACAAAGAAUGGAAACAGAGGAUCUUAAUACUUCGAAGGGAUAUGAAUAUAAAUUAAAGAAGAUUACAUUUGAGAACAAGGAAUGUAGAAAACCUGUUUUAGAUUUGUGCCGUAGGUUAGUUUCUAAUUCAAGUUCCAAAUUGGAUAAAAUCCCAGACACUCCGGAACUAUUUCAUGCUGCAACAAAUGAACCAAAUCCACUUUGGAGCUCAGACAGUGCUCUCCGUCCCGCUGAAGAACAAAGGAAAGAAAAUAUUGUGCCAACCUCUGAUGCACAGAGUGUCAUUAGUCAGGCAUCAAAUGACACUGAAGGUAAACUGAAGAGAGUCUGUAAUUCAGCAGUGUUUAAAACAGAUGGUGUUUCUGUUAGCAUAUUCCGUGAAACAUGCGAUUUUAGUACAUCACGAAAAAGGAAGUCUGUUGUGAUACGUUCUAAGAGAACUUCUGGAUCCUGUGAUGUAGACUCUCCUGAGGAAAAAAGACAAAGACUGAGUAAUAAUGACAAAAUAAUUGUUGCUACAACUACUGCUUCAGUAAGGACAGUACUUGAUGGCACUGUUACCAAGAGUGAGCAGACAGUUGUGGAGAAAACUGCCUCUGUUGAAACUAAUGUCAUUUCUCCUGUACAAAGUUUCAUUGGUGGAUCAAGGACAGAGAGAGUGCAGAACAUUAGUUGCACCACGGAUAAACAACACGCAUCAGUUAAUGAUUUAGGUAAGCUUGAUCAUAAACUUGAUCUAGAAGAUGUUAAAACUCACAAGGAAAAAGCUAGUAAUACUGCACUUCAUUCAGAACAUGUUUCAGAAAUUAAAAAUCCAGUGUCAGUCUGUAAUAAUUCUACCACUGUUUCUGCUCCAUCAUUAAAUGUAGAAAGCAGUGUGGCUGGUAAAGUUGGUUGCAUCCUGCAGGAUGUUCCAUUGGCUAAGGUGUCUGCUAAUGAAGAAGGCUUGCUCUGUUCCAUGAAAGACUUUGCAGAUCACCAUGAACUGAGAUUUACAAAUUUGAGAGUUGAACGGCCAGAAAAAAGAGAACUUGUGAGUGAAAGAAAGAGCAGAAGGGAAACAAGAAUUGAGGAUAUGAGGGAAGAACUAGAGGAAGGAGAAAUUUUAGAUGGUAGUCCUUUGAAAACUUCCCCUGCAGUGUCAAAAUUUUCUGAACCAGUGCACAACAUGACAUCAGAGCCGUCAUGUCAUAGAAAUAUUAAUCCCAUUUCAUGUAGCAAGCCUUCUCUGUUGGCUAAAGAACGGCAACAUGAUACGUAUGAAAGACAAGAGAUUGCUGACUUUGAAACCAGCAAUAGGUAUAAAGUCUUAGAGAAGUUUCAGAAUAAUGACUCUGAAGAGUCAGGUGGAGCAAGGAAACAAUCAUCCCAGUGUACAAAGGCUAGGGAAGUAAAAGAUAGUGUUACUAUGAACAAAAAGACAGAGGAUAUUGAAUCAGUUCUCUUGGGUGCAAAAUUUGAAAAAGAAAGUUGUGGCACAAAUAAUAUUACAUGUAAUGCUGAUAAUAAGGAUUUCUUUGAGAAAAGAGAGCUCGUAAAUCAUCAAGUUACUGAUAGCGUAAUUUCUAGUGAGGUAUCAAAAAGUGUUUGUUUGUGUAGUAAUGCUUGUCAGUGUACAGAAAGUAACAAACAGUCAGACAAUCGUUCGGAUGGAAAUGAAAUGAAAUGUAAAGGUGAAGUACAAUCUUCUAGUAAUCCUAAAUCUUUGAAAGAUGGUUUUUCUCUGUGUGACAAGGAGGCAACUGUCUCAGAAGAUGUAAAUUUUUCUUUGCAUGUCGAACCUGAAGAGAUCUGUAAACAAAUUGACGAGAGAAAAUCUGAUAAAAAGAAUGAAACAGUUAAAACAAAACUAGCUAGUAGCUGCACUCAAGCAUUAUCAAGAGGUGAUACUGUUGUGAAGGAUGUGGAUGUUAGUAACAGACAGAAGCCAGAAAUUGAGAACUCACUUGUAAGUGGCAUUAGUGUGCACAAAGACACUCAGCGUAAGUCGUAUCAGAAACUACAUUCAGAAAGCAAUAAAAAAACCAGUGAGGCAAGUAAACAUACCAGUGUACAAGACACUGGUGCUCCAUUGAGUUCUAAGCUAGUUUCCCCUCCUAGGCGGAAAAAGAAUGCGAGAAUGACAAUCUCAACAUCACAAAGUUCACUACAGUCAGAAAUUUUAAUGGCAAAUUUACUGCAGACUCAUUCACCUUAUAAAGUUGGUAUUCAUGAUGAAUUUGUUCCCUUAAGUACCAAGUACAGUGAAGAAAUUGCAAGUGGUGCUAGCUGUGAUAAUGAUAAUGAAUCACUAAAUUGUAACUCAAGCAAAAGUGCAAUAAAUAUGCAGUCAGGUGAUAAACACAACAGUAAAAGUCAAAGAAUCACAAGAUCUAAAACAACUAGGUUGUCUUCUCCUGGCUGCAGGCCAGAUGAAAGAAACUGCAAUUCCAAAAAGAGUUUAAAAUCAUCCAAGAAGAAAUUGCAAAAAUUGAUGAAUUUUGAAAAUGAACAAAUUAAACUUGAAGAGGGGUCAUGUAAAAUGAGACCACAGCUUUGUCAGUCAGAGCUACAAGACACUGAUCUUAUAUGCAGCUAUAUUGCUGUGGAUGAUCUUAAUGUUAGUACACAUCUUGGAAAUGAAACAACAUGUGUGCAUACUUUUGGAGAACUGAAGAGUGGUAAUUUUCAGGUAGAAAAUGACAACAGGAAAGGUGAAGCUGGACUACAGGAAAUUUCAGAGGGGACUAUAAAUCAAAGAAGACAGACUUUAGGGAAAGAUAGUAUGGAAAUGGCUGCUGAUGGUUAUGCAGAGGGUAGAGGAGGAAAGGAACCCCUCUCUGGUGAAGAACUGCUGAAAAUACUGGAAGGCUCAUUUGAAAAUGAAAGUGGUGGAAGUGAAAAUGUAGCAAAGGAAUCUGACAGUCUGCAACUGGAAAAUGCUGUGAUGUCAUGUCCACAGCAGUCUGAAAUAAUUACCAGUACAAAUUUACCAAGUGCUACAAAUAAAAAGAAUAUAAUUGUACGGCGCCGAUCUAGGAAAUGUAUUCUUGAAGAGGCUCCAAUGAAAUUCAUCACAAUUAAGCCACGUGAUGAUACCAAUCCAUCUGGUUUAAUUGGAAGUUCAGUUGCCAUCACUGCUGAUGAACCCCAUACCAAUAACAGCUCUCCUGUUGGGCUGCUGCUGCUGGUGGUUGCUGUUUUCUAUGGAAAAAGUCUCUUAUAG